Messenger RNA from Spinacia oleracea (spinach), 1814 nucleotides. RefSeq names its product dol-P-Glc:Glc(2)Man(9)GlcNAc(2)-PP-Dol alpha-1,2-glucosyltransferase. Gene Ontology annotation, cellular component: endoplasmic reticulum. Bases 164 to 1699 code for a protein of 511 amino acids. The transcript is spliced from 8 exons. NCBI's taxonomy places the organism in Eukaryota, Viridiplantae, Streptophyta, Magnoliopsida, Caryophyllales, Amaranthaceae. Gene Ontology annotation, biological process: protein N-linked glycosylation; dolichol-linked oligosaccharide biosynthetic process. The record is from RefSeq and is a predicted model, not a curated record. Gene Ontology annotation, molecular function: dolichyl pyrophosphate Glc2Man9GlcNAc2 alpha-1,2-glucosyltransferase activity.
AAAUCAAGUUAAGGCCACACUUCAGACUGCAACCCAAUCGAACUACCUUCAAUUCUCAGAAUUAAUAAGCCGCACAGUAAGUUAACAAAAUCCCAUCCAAUUUCAUCUUCUUCAACUUCGACAGUUGCAGAUUUGCAGAAAACAAUUUCUGGGCAAAACAAAGAUGGGAAGAACAGUAGUAGCUUUGAUUGUGAGUUUAUGGAUGAUCCCGGUUUCGAUUCUUGUUAAUAGAAUUGUCCCUCAUUCUUACAUGGACGAAAUAUUUCACAUUCCACAAGUUCAACAAUACUGUAAAGGCAAUUUCAGGAGCUGGGAUCCCAUGAUUACUACUCCUCCUGGCUUGUACUAUCUUUCACUAGCCCAUAUUGCUUCUUUGUUUCCAGGCAUGAUUUGGGUGCAGCGGAUAUCAUCCUUUUCAGAUCUAUGUUCUACUGCAAUUCUUCGCUCUGUCAAUGGUGCAUUAGCUAUUGUAUGCAGCAUUCUUAUAUAUGAGAUCAUCACACAGUUAAAACCGGCACUUGACAGAAGAAAAGCAGCACUUAACACUGUAGUUCUUUCAUUAUACCCUCUUCAUUGGUUCUUCACUUAUCUAUAUUACACUGAUGUGGCAUCUCUGACCGUGUUCCUUGCUAUGUACCUGACAUCCCUGAAGAAGAACUAUUUUUUGAGUGCUUUGAUGGGGGCAUUGGCUGUAUGCAUUCGACAAACCAAUAUCAUAUGGAUGCUUUUUGUUGCAUGUGAUGGUGUAAUUGAUAUGCUGUUGGUCAAUAGACAAAGUGUAGGUAUUCAGAAAUCUGAUAUAUCUAUUGCUGAAAAGAACCGGAUAUCUCCUAAAGAUAAUUUUUCAGCAAAACCAGGAGUAAGACGGCGAAAGAUGAAGGGCACGCAAGAUGUUCCCUUCCCUACAGUUACGGGUGGCAAUGAGGCUACUCUUUCAGGAUCUCAUCUUUCAGGAUUGUUUGAUGAGUUCCAAUACAUUAUUAUACAAGCAUGGCAUUUAAAAUGGGAGCUCAUGGUCUCUUUUACCCCCUUUAUCUUGGUGCUGGGAGCCUUUGUUUCUUUUGUUUACUGGAAUGGAAGUGUUGUUCUCGGUGCUAAGGAAGCCCAUGCUGUAUCCCCUCAUUUUGCUCAAACUAUGUAUUUUGCUAUGGUUUCUGCAUUAUUUAGUGCUCCGUUCCAUUUCACUCUGGGCCAUGCUACUGCUCUGCUGCGAUCAUUUUUCAAGAUUAGGCCACUUAGUUUUUUCCUGGGAUUUGUCAUCCUCACUGCUGGUGUACUUUCUGUGCACUUCUUCAGUAUAGCUCACCCCUAUCUUCUGGCAGACAAUCGACACUAUCCAUUUUACAUUUGGCGCAAGGUUAUCAACGCUCAUCAGUUGAUGAAAUACUUCCUAGUCCCAUUUUAUGUUUAUUCAUGGCUAUCAAUCUUGCACAUACUAGGAAAGGCUCGGAGCAGAAUCUGGGUGUUGGCCUAUUUCUUGGCUUGUGCUGCAGUUCUUGUGCCCACCCCACUGGUCGAGUUUAGAUAUUACACAAUUCCGUUCUUCAUUUUUAUGCUUAAUUCUGGGAUUGAAGAGAUUAGUAAGUGGCUUCUGAUAGCGAUUCUAUACGUAGUUGUUAACAGCUUCACCAUGUACAUGUUUUUGUUUCGAUCAUUCGAGUGGAGCCACGAAUCUGGUGUUCAAAGGUUUAUAUGGUAGGGGUUAUCGAUUUAUCGUUACCUUACUUUCCGCGAAUUUCAGAAGUAGCAUUGUACUAUAAUUUUAUUAUGUUCAUGGAAAAACGGUGGAGUAAAUUUCUGCUUGUUAAGUUUGA